AAUAGAAUGUUAAACAGUUUAAUACAGCGACUCGUAUGUCCCUUUUGCAAGACACGAAAUUGUAUAUACAGUGUCUUCAGCUUCAUUUUCUUUCUCGCGGUCCGAGUUAGACAGACGUGUCUUUGAUACUGAACGCUGCCAUUCAACUGCGUACCUGCUACCGGUUCGUGGGUCUCCCCUUCCUCCGCUACUUUGGUAGUUGCUCUGCGAAACUAAGGCGUCAUUUAGUUGUCUCUUCUCGUAUCGAUAACGUGGAUCGUAUUGCGUCAGGUUAUUGAUCGAUAGCAGGGAUAAUAUAGAAGUAAUUGGAAUAUUAAUAUAUGGACGCAACGACGAUUAAUGAUCAAUCCGAUGAAUUUUCAUGGAAAUUUGAUACAGCUUCAGCUUGUUUGUCUUCUUUGGGACCGACUGAACGGUGGCUCAGAAGCCAAGAACGCUUUUCAGAACCUCUAUUUCCACCGUUGGAUUUUCAACGGCUCCUGCCUGAUGUUAGUUUCCCUGAUGAUAUCUGCUGGGAUAGCGCAGCAUCCAUGACAAUUCUGGUGACCUUGGUUUUAAUGAGCCUGGCAGUGGCUUCGUCCCAGGACUACAGUCAGCUGUUCGCAGGAUUCGGGCCUUACCUGAGGCAAUCAGCGGUAAUGCGAGAUCCACGAUCUAACAGAGGUCCAGUGCUGUUCCCUCCGGGUCCCCCGCCAAAUAGCGCGGACACAAGCGGAGUGAUAGUAGGCGCGAGCGGAUACGGAUUCGUGCCACCCAACCAAGCUUUCUACAGGUACUUUUACUAUUAACGAUGGAUAAAGGAGGUAAUGGAGGUAAAAAUAUCGAGAGAUUCGUGAUUACUGUGUCAUCAUCAGUGAGGAAGUGGUAUGGCAAGGAGUUCUCAAGAAAUUGACGAAUCCGUGGCAAGGAAUAAUUUAGGAACAAAUAAUUCUGCGUCCAAUUUUGUAUUAUAUUGUAUGCUUUAAUUAUUUUUAUGCUGCCUGAAGAGUUUCUAAACGUGUCUCUAACGACACUCAGGAGUAUCCUUAGCAGUAUUUGUACAAAGAAGUACAUAUCUUAAAUUAAUGUAUCGUUAACGUUUUAUACAAAUAGCGUUACUGUAGCAAUUCGCAACAGUGGAAUCUCAAUUAUUUAAUCCAAAAUUUUCCUUCACGAUAAAAUCUCAUAGAAUUUUAACUGUGGUCAAAUUUAUAUAUUGUCAAAACAGAAUUCACUGUUAGAAGGGUGACAUAAAAGUAAAAUAUUUAAUAGAAUAGGAAUAUUACAAUAACUAAAUGAAAUUACGUUUAAAGUAAAUUUACUUUAACCUCUUUCUUAAUAUGUAAUGGAGAUUCCCCGGUUGUUAAUAUAACAAAAGUAUAAUAUCUAGAAUCGUUCGCUAAAAGUCGCGUACCUUUAUCGAUGUAGAAACGCAGUUUACGCUUCAAACAUUUAUCGUUCGUCGUUGUCGAGAUUGCAGCCCCUACUCAAUUUCCUGUACAUAAGCAAAGCAGAUAGAAAUCGAGAAGGCAAACAUCAAUCAUUCUACGGGCACAUGCAAAGUAGUCCCUUAAAAGACGCGUGAAAUUAGCGUCGUAAAUAUACGUAACUUCCUUGUAACGCUGUUCCGUAUCAAUUUUAAUACACGAUACACAACGCGAUCGAGUUGUUUCCAGGAUUUGGCCUACGCGAUUUCUCAAACGUGCUGUCGCGGUGCACGCAUGCCUGCCUCGCUUUAUUACGUCACAUCUCGAUCGAUCGACCGAUUGUCGGCCGUACAGCUUGGGUUAGUCAUAGACUGCACUUGAAAUCGAAAUGCGCGAGGCAUGUAACCGGCACGCGAUGCAUGGGCGGGAAAAUUGCGGAUUGUUCCGUCGACUCGGAAUACCGUUCAUCGAUCACAGGCCAAUCUGGCUCGACCACCAGUCACGGUUGAUAAGCAUAAUCUUAAGUACAUAGAACUGUACAUAAUUCUUGAUCCAAUAAAAUUAUUUUGUUGUUAACGAGAACGUAUCCUGGUGAAUAUUAUGCCGUAAUCAUGAGAAUAUACAGUGGUUUGCGAAAGUAUUUGAACGCUUAUGAUAGAAAAUUUCGAUGUCAAUAUCAUGUGUGUUGUAUAAAACAUUUUGAAAUCUCA
This is a messenger RNA of Bombus terrestris (buff-tailed bumblebee), 2116 nucleotides long. RefSeq lists its product as uncharacterized. Bases 321 to 788 code for a protein of 155 amino acids. The record is from RefSeq and is a predicted model, not a curated record. The transcript is spliced from 8 exons. NCBI's taxonomy places the organism in Eukaryota, Metazoa, Arthropoda, Insecta, Hymenoptera, Apidae.